Salvia miltiorrhiza (redroot sage) is the source of this 944-nucleotide messenger RNA. RefSeq lists its product as uncharacterized. The coding region runs from base 149 to 697 and encodes 182 amino acids. NCBI's taxonomy places the organism in Eukaryota, Viridiplantae, Streptophyta, Magnoliopsida, Lamiales, Lamiaceae. Gene Ontology annotation, cellular component: small-subunit processome; Mpp10 complex; small ribosomal subunit. The record is from RefSeq and is a predicted model, not a curated record. Gene Ontology annotation, molecular function: snoRNA binding; rRNA binding; structural constituent of ribosome. The transcript has 4 exons. Gene Ontology annotation, biological process: rRNA processing.
AUGUUAGGGCCCAUCUUAUAUCAGCCCAAACUAUAAUCCCUCACGCAGACGUUUAACUACGAAAAUCACAAAUUCCCAAUUUCUAGGGUUUUAGUCUGGGGUUUACCUUUGCGUAUCUAUACUUGCAUACUCAUUGCUCCAUUAGAAGAUGAGGAAGCUGAAGUUUCACGAGAAGAAACUGCUAAAAAAGGUUAACUUUUUGGAAUGGAAGAGAGAAGGUGGGCAGAGGGAAAACCUCGUAAUGCAUCGGUAUCACGUCACAGGCAGAGACGAUUACAAAAAGUAUUCGCGUUUGUGUAGAACGGUGCAGAAGCUGGUCAGCAUACUAAAACAGAUGGAUGCACGAGAUCCUUAUCGAAUUGAGAUGACUGAUAACCUUCUUCAAAAGCUGUACAACAUGGGCGUUAUACCCUCUCGUAAAAGUUUGGCUUUGUGUGAGCGCCUUUCUGUAUCAUCCUUUUGCCGACGUCGGCUUGCCACUGUCUUGGUUAGAUUGAAGUUUGCAGAACACUUGAAAGAAGCAGUUACUUAUAUUGAACAAGGACAUAUUCGGGUUGGACCUGAUACCAUCACUGAUCCAGCAUUUCUUGUAACAAGAAAUAUGGAAGACUUUAUAACAUGGGUAGAUACAUCAAAGAUAAGAAGGAAGGUCUUGGAGUACAAUGAUAAGUUGGAUGACUAUGAUGCAAUGAACUAAGUACUGCAAAUAAGGCUGUGUAGACCUUCAUGUAACUCAUCGUUUGGCACUUUUUGAUUUCCGAAGUACUGUAUGUUCUGCCUUUGCGAUUUUGUUGUUUUAGCUUCUUCCUUUUUUAUGCCAAGCUGUUCCAAUUGAAAAAAUAUUGUCGACCCAUACUAGAUAUAUGUAUUGAUAGAAGGUGAUGUUUCUGACUUGUUUGUAAGAUGCACAAUCGAGAGGUAAUUGAAUUAUUGAUUUCCUUUUA